Messenger RNA from Enhydra lutris kenyoni (northern sea otter), 2830 nucleotides. Its product is annotated as HIC ZBTB transcriptional repressor 2. The record is from RefSeq and is a predicted model, not a curated record. Gene Ontology annotation, biological process: regulation of transcription by RNA polymerase II. Gene Ontology annotation, molecular function: protein binding; DNA-binding transcription factor activity, RNA polymerase II-specific; RNA polymerase II cis-regulatory region sequence-specific DNA binding. The coding region runs from base 1 to 1851 and encodes 616 amino acids. Gene Ontology annotation, cellular component: nucleus. The transcript is spliced from 2 exons. Lineage: Eukaryota; Metazoa; Chordata; Mammalia; Carnivora; Mustelidae.
AUGGUUUCUGGGCCUCUGGCACUCCGGUGGUACGCGUGGGCGGGGCGUGGGGACAUGGGGCCCGACAUGGAGCUGCCCAGCCACUCCAAGCAGCUCCUGCUGCAGCUGAACCAGCAGAGGACCAAGGGCUUCCUGUGUGAUGUCAUCAUCAUGGUGGAGAACUCCAUCUUCCGCGCCCACAAGAAUGUCCUGGCCGCCAGCAGCAUCUACUUCAAGUCUCUGGUCCUGCAUGACAACCUCAUCAACCUGGACACAGACAUGGUCAGCUCCACGGUGUUCCAGCAGAUUCUGGACUUCAUCUACACGGGCAAGCUGCUGCCCAGUGACCAGCCGGCUGAGCCCAACUUCAGCACUCUCCUCACUGCCGCCAGCUACCUCCAGCUGCCCGAGUUGGCAGCGCUCUGCCGCCGUAAACUCAAGCGAGCCGGCAAGCCCUUCGGCUCUGGACGGGUGGGCGCCUCUGGCAUGGGAAGGCCACCCCGCAACCAGCGGCUGUCCACGGCCUCUGUCAUCCAGGCACGGUAUCCAGCGCUCGUGGACGGACGCAAGGGGGCCCACACCCCCCAGGAGCUCCCCCAGGCCAAAGGCUCUGAUGAUGAGCUCUUCCUCGGAGGCUCCAGCCAGGAGGGUGUCCAUGGCCUGGGCCGGGCCGUCUGUCCAGCCAGCGGGGAGGCCGGCUUGGGCAGCUGCAGCACCAAUGGGAGCAGCGGGGGCUGUGAGCAGGAGCUGGGCCUGGACCUGUCCAAGAAGAGCCCACCCCUGCCCCCUGCCACCCCCGGUCCUCCCCUGACCCCUGACGACCCGGCCCAGCUGAGUGACAGUCAGCACGGCUCGCCCCUCUCAGCCUCCGCCCCUCCUGUUGCCAACAGUGCCUCUUACGUUGAGCUGGGGGGCACCCCUAAUGAGCCCAUGGAUCUGGAGGGGGCCGAGGACAGCCACCUGAGCCUGCUGGAGGGGCCCGGUGGGCAGCCCCGGAAGAGCCUACGGCACUCGGCCCGCAAGAAGGAGUGGAGCAAGAAGGAGCCCAGGGUUGGGUCCCCCUUUGAGCGGAGGGAAGCAGGGCCCAAGGGCCCCUGCCCGGGGGAAGAGGGCGAGGGGCUAGGGGACAGGGUUCCCAAUGGCAUCCUGGCCAGCAGCGUUGGAGGGGGCGGUCCCAGUGGGCCCUACACGGAGCCCCCAUACCCCUGCAAGGAGGAGGAAGAGAAUGGCAAGGACGGGAGUGAGGACAGUGGGCAGAGCGGGAGUGAGGGGGGCAGUGGCCAUGCUGGCACGCACUACAUGUACCGGCAGGAGGGCUACGAGACCGUGUCCUAUGGGGACAACCUAUAUGUGUGCAUCCCCUGCGCCAAAGGCUUCCCCAGCUCCGAGCAGCUCAAUGCCCACGUGGAGACACACACGGAGGAGGAGCUGUUCAUCAAGGAAGAGGGUGCCUACGAGACGGGCAGUGGGGGUGCCGAGGAGGAGGCCGAGGACCUGUCGGCACCCAGCGCGGCCUAUGCGGCCGAGCCCCGGCCCUUCAAGUGCUCGGUGUGUGAGAAGACCUACAAGGACCCGGCCACGCUGCGGCAGCACGAGAAGACGCACUGGCUGACGCGGCCCUUCCCCUGCAACAUCUGCGGCAAGAUGUUCACGCAGCGCGGCACCAUGACGCGCCACAUGCGCAGCCACCUGGGCCUCAAGCCGUUCGCCUGUGAUGAGUGCGGCAUGCGCUUCACACGCCAGUACCGCCUCACCGAGCACAUGCGUGUGCACUCGGGUGAGAAGCCCUACGAGUGCCAGCUCUGCGGGGGCAAAUUCACCCAGCAGCGCAACCUCAUCAGCCACCUGCGCAUGCACACCUCCCCCUCCUAGAAGCCAAAGACCCUUCUCCCCGGCCUGAGGCUGCCCUCCGCAGACCCGCCCUUGGGAGCCCACCGAAGGAAGGAAGACGCGUGGAGGCCGGGCGGGAGGGGCUGGGACCCCCAAGUCCCAUGGGGAUGGCUCCUGGUGGCACCCUCAGCCAGCCCCCCCCCACACCCAGAGCUUUAAUGGACAGUCUGUACAAGGGCAGCGAGAGGAGGGAAGCCGAUGGGCCCGAGUUCCGAGUGCGCAUUGCUGGCGUGCAGUCUACCUCCCGAUUCCACCCCGGCUCCCCGGGAGGGCCGCUGCAGAGUCUGGGGGAGUGGGUCACAGGGGUCUCGCUGGGACCUGGCCCCCUUCCCGCAGGCCGGGUCCGAGCAGGGGGCCGUGGGGCCUCCCUCCGCUGGGGAGGAACAGGGCUGUCCCGUGGCCAGGGGCGCUGUCUGUGUGCGUGCACGAGUGCUUGUCUGUGUGCGGGCCACCCUGGCUCUUUGGGGAGUGGUGCUGGAGGGAACGGGACAGAGCCCUCCUUCCUUGAGCCAGUGGUCACUGCUCACUGGCGCUGGGACAGUCAGGGGGCCCCCGCCGCCUACCUCUCCACAGCUAAAGAGCCCUCUGGGCCUAUGUUGCUGUUAUUCCUACUGAUCUGUUCCUUUUUUCUUUUUGAAUUUUGUUUUUUAAACCAAAACCAACAAGAGUUUAUUUUCCUCCCGGCCCCUCGGGGCUGAGCCUGGGUCUGCAGACUGAAUGUACAGGGGCAGCUGCCCCUCCCGCCCCCUGCCCGGCUGCGGGCUGAGGGGCGCCCACCCCUCCAGGCCCCAGAAGCCCUUCUUGGCCAAAGGCUUCCCUGGGCCCCGAGCCCUGCCUCGGCUGCCUCAGGAGAGAGUGAUUUUCCUAUAGUUUCUGAGGAAUAUUCUUUGUUUAGAGGUACUUCUUUUUUAUUAAGAGAAAAACCAGUGUAACGUUUAUGUGAAUGUUGGAACUGGAAGGU